Molecule: messenger RNA, 1355 nt
Organism: Brassica oleracea var. oleracea
Lineage: Eukaryota; Viridiplantae; Streptophyta; Magnoliopsida; Brassicales; Brassicaceae
Product: pentatricopeptide repeat-containing protein At1g31790
Exons: 1
Coding region: 57-1244 (395 amino acids)
Biological process (GO): RNA modification
Molecular function (GO): RNA binding; protein binding
Source: RefSeq, a predicted model, not a curated record
CCUAGAUCGAAUACCUUCGUCUUCUUCUUCCUCCUACCUACUAAAGAAAUUACAGAAUGAGAACUCUGGAAUUAGCUUUAUCGCCACCUCCGGCAUCUUAUAUUCCUUCUUUCAAUCUUAUCUCCACCACACAAAGCGUCGGAAUUAAUGUGCAGACCAGCUUCGAUGUGCAGCUUCUCCUAAGGAGACCCAAACACCAAAACCCAGAACCCGUCGUCGUCCCUCAACCCCAGAUUCCGAUAGUCAGACCUCAAAUUCCAAUUCCUCGUUGCUCGACUACCGAUAUUCUCCGAAUCAUGGACUCUCUGUCUCUACCUGGUAACGAAGACCUAUACACUUGUCUUGCCAAGGAAUCAACCAGCGAACGCGAUCAGCGUGGAGCUUACGAACUAACAGUUCAUAUCAUGAAGUCAAGUGUAAGACCCAGAACGACGUUCCUCAACCGUCUUCUCCUGUUGCACGUGUCAUGUGGUCGUCUUGAUACGGCACGCCAGGUGUUCGAUAGAAUGCCUCACAGAGAUUUUCAUUCCUGGGCUAUCGUUAUCCUCGGCUAUAUUGAGAUGGGUGAUUUUGAAGAAGCUGCUUUGCUCUUUGUUUCUAUGUUGAAACACCAGAACGCUGCUUCCAAGAUCACGCCUUGGAUCAUGGGCUGCGUUCUAAAAGCGUCUGCUAUGAUCAGAGAUUUGGGUUUAGGGCAACAGUUACAUGGCUUCUGUCAGAAGCUAGGGUUUAUAGAGGAAGAAGACUCAUGUCUCUCCGGUUCCUUGAUACGCUUCUACGGGGAGUUCGGAUGCUUGGAAGACGCUAAUCUUGUGCUGCACCAGCUCUCCAAUGCUGACACCGUUGUUUGGGCAGCCAAGGUUAGUAACGACUACAGAGAAGGGGAAUUUCAACAGGUGAUCCGCGAUUUCAUAGAAAUGGGUAAGCACGGGGUCCAGAAGAAUGCUUUGGUAUUCUCUAGCGUUUUGAAAGCAAGCACAUGGGUCAGUGACGGUGGGAGAAGCGGUGGAGGAGUGCACGCAGAUGCUAUAAAGCUCGGGUUUGACUCGGAUUGUCUGAUCCGAUGUCGGUUAAUUGAAAUGUAUGGCAAGUAUGGGAAGGUGAAAGAUGCAGAGAAGGCGUUCAUGAGUAGAGAGGAUGACACGAAUGUUAGUUGCUGGAACGCUAUGGUUGCGGGUUAUAUGCAGAAUGGGUGUUAUAUUGAAGCCAUCAAGCUUCUCUAUCAAAUGAAAGCCCACCUUUAGAUAAAUAACAAACAUUAGAUAAAGAAAUUGACGAGUUUUUUUUUUUUUUUUUUUCAAACAAGAAAUUGACGAGCUUGAUAUGUAAAUAUAGCUUGUAUAUUAAUUGAAUAA